Molecule: messenger RNA, 309 nt
Organism: Caenorhabditis remanei
Lineage: Eukaryota; Metazoa; Nematoda; Chromadorea; Rhabditida; Rhabditidae
Exons: 1
Coding region: 1-309 (102 amino acids)
Source: RefSeq, a predicted model, not a curated record
AUGAUCCACAGCCUCAAUUCGAAACUCGAUCGGGUACCUAUCAUAGUACAUUGUCAAAUUCUGUGUCAAAUGAUCGUCGUUCCAUCGUUCGCCGAGAGCACUGUCACUCUCCCACAACUCGACCCAUUUCACGUAUUUCGCCUGAUCCUCGUUUUCCUUUGGCCAGUCGCAAUGGAGUUUUCCGGUCACUACGAAGUGCGUCGUGAUGUUAUCUUUCUUCUCCCUCCAGGCGUCGGUUGGGGUGACGAGGAAGAGGACCAGAAGGAGGAGGAGGAUGGGACCAAAAUAUUGAGAAGACAUUGCUACUGA